Lycium ferocissimum is the source of this 714-nucleotide messenger RNA. RefSeq lists its product as uncharacterized. NCBI's taxonomy places the organism in Eukaryota, Viridiplantae, Streptophyta, Magnoliopsida, Solanales, Solanaceae. The transcript has 2 exons. The record is from RefSeq and is a predicted model, not a curated record. The coding region runs from base 1 to 714 and encodes 237 amino acids.
AUGAAUCAGAAUCAGCGAAACCAACGUGCAGCAGCUAGAAACCAGGGUGUUCAAUUGAAUGAUCACGCGAAUGAAACGGAUAACGAGAAUGUCUUCGCUGAUCUUAUACCAGAGGAGGACUAUGCAUCUACUAUUGUUCAUCCUCGGGUUGGAGCUACUAGUUGGAAAAUUGACUCCUCUCUCUACCGGUUGUUGAAGCUUGAGGGCUACCUUUGGAACUCUACCGAGAAUGAUCCUCAACGACAUUUGCAGAACUUUGUGGAUGCAUGUGCUCAUCCCAUCCAAAACAAUGUGUCACAAGAUGUUAUUCGGCUAAGGCUCUUCAAAUAUUCCUUAGCUGGAGAAGCAAGAACGUGGUUUAAGAAACUGCCCCGGAAUUCUAUUACUUCAUGGGCAGAGAUAGCUUGGCACUUGAACAAUGCUGAUAUUGUACCCUACGGGAAUGCUAUGAUCCAAAAUAUGGCGAAGGAGAAUCAGGAUACUCAGCAGAAAUUGGUUCAACUUGCAACAAAUAUCUCUUUACUGACAAAGAAGUUUGAUGAGAACCAGAUCAAGAAGGUAAAUAUUUGCAAAGAUGCCUCAAGUAUGCCGAAGGGGAUGUACCAAGUCCAAGAGGGUCCAUAUCAUGAGGAACCUCUUAUGCAGGUUGAAGAUGCUAACUAUGUGAACAAAUCUCAAGGGGGUUAUCAAAGGCAAAAUUUCCAAGAGGGUUAA